Molecule: messenger RNA, 1578 nt
Organism: Diatraea saccharalis (sugarcane borer)
Lineage: Eukaryota; Metazoa; Arthropoda; Insecta; Lepidoptera; Crambidae
Source: the annotation of a GenBank genome assembly
GCAGUCGACCGGCCGCUUUCACAUUGAACAUGGCCGGCGCGAAGUUAUCGUGGCAGUGCGCGUACUUAUUUAUAGUGAUCUUGUUUACUUUAUCGGAAGCUCUACUCUCCGGUUUGUAUAUAGACAAUGGUGACCAAACGAUGAUACAUCAUGCGAUGACGCGACAUGAAAAGUUGGUGGUGGAGCACGAGAUUCUGGAACUGCUGGGUCUGGGAGAACGGCCGCGGCGGGCGCGGUCGACACCGCUGGAUCGGUCGGCGCCCAGUUUCCUUCUGGACGUGUACAAGCAGCUGGCGGAGGAGCAUGAGCAGGCCCGUCCAACGCGUAGCUCAGACAUGGCACUGAGCGGUGAAGAGCAGCAAGCGAUCGACGAAAGCGACCUCAUAAUGACAUUCCAAAGCAAAAAACAUCACUUGGGUGCGUUGCGGCAUGGGCACGGCCGGCAUGUAUGGUUUGAGGUGGCAGGAGCCCCAGGCGAUGCCUCAGCUCUGCUUACUGCCGAACUGCGUUUACAUCAAGCACCAUCGCACGAAGCGGCCGACCCCUCGGCUCUCUACACCGUAGUUGCGCAUCGCGUGCUCAGCGUCGAUAAUAUGGGAGGUUUGCAGUUGGAAGAAGUUGCGUCUGUAAAUACAAGUGCAUCAGCGGAGGGUUGGCUGGAGAUGAACGUGACCAGUGCGUUGAGAGAGUGGCUACGCUCGCCUGCUGACAAUCGAGGAUUUUUUGUCACCAUGCAUCCGCAUUCGCAACCAGAGCGUCAUGUAAAACCAGAGGAAAUCGGUUUGGAAGAACCCCGAGGUGUGGCUGUUGAAGGAAAACAACCCUUCGUAGUAGCUUUCUUCAAGAGCGGACCGAAGCUGGACACAUCUGAUGCGGGUGCACGACGUAAGCGAGAGGCGCGUCGAUGGCGUACAUACUCCGAUAACUAUUUGAAAAAUCCCCUAACAGACACAUCACACUGGACUACUAGAAGUUGCGAGAUUCAAACGUUGUACGUUAGUUUUAAAGAUCUGGAAUGGCAGGAUUGGAUCAUAGCUCCUAAUGGUUACGGCGCGUUUUAUUGCAGUGGGGAAUGUAAUUUCCCUUUGAACGCACAUAAAAAUGCCACGAAUCAUGCAAUAGUGCAGACGCUUGUACAUCUUUUGAAUCCAACACAGGUACCGAAACCAUCUUGCGCGCCAAUCAAGUUAUCACCUAUUUCAGUGUUAUAUUAUACUGAUGACUCGAAUGUGAUCCUGCGCAAAUACAAGAAUAUGGUUGUCAAGAGUUGUGGUUGCCAUUAGGUCUAAGAAUUUAUGCGUAAUAUUAGAGUUGACUGUAUUAGUUCAGGAUUUUUAUAAUUAUACUGUACAUAUAAUUAAUUAAUAAGAGACAUGUUACAAAAAUUGUUAAAGUGAAUUGACACAAAGUAUUUUUUGACAUGUUUUUGAUGAUAAAUGUUACUAUUGAUCGUAUCGAUGACUGAUUAUAAGAUUGCAGGUACAAGAUACUUUAGAUACAUAACAGCGUUUUGGAAAUUAAUGAAAACCUCUGUUUGAUUUUCAACAUGGUCAAGGCAAUAAAUUGCGUCCACCUAUU